This is a messenger RNA of Ilex paraguariensis (yerba mate), 1065 nucleotides long. NCBI's taxonomy places the organism in Eukaryota, Viridiplantae, Streptophyta, Magnoliopsida, Aquifoliales, Aquifoliaceae. The record is from the annotation of a GenBank genome assembly.
AUGCACUUCAGCAUUGUUGCAAAGAGUGUGGACACUGAAGAAGUUGAGGGAAUUGAUGACGCUUUCGCCAGAGAGGAAAUGUCAAGGGAGAGACUGCAUUACUUAGAAGCCAUGGUUUAUGAGGCUCUUGAGCACAAGCUGGUCGUUGCAGAAGCCAAUCAAAGGUUAAGGCUUCCACUUAUUUCUAAAGACGGUGAGAUUCAAGAGGAAGAAAUUGAGAAAUGUAGUAUAAUGUCAAGAAGCUCCCUUGAUAAUCCUGGAGUUGGUGGUGUUCCUAAUCGAUUCUUUGGAAUAACAGUUGUUUACUUGCGAAAAACUCAACUCCAGCCUGCACCACUAUCUACAGACAUGGCAGAAUACCAGAUGUCACUUUUCCAUGCAAUAGAGAGUCGUUUAAAAGCUAAAUGCGAUAAGUUAGCUGAUGCCUGCAUAUUAGAUGAGUUUGACGUCUCCUCAACUGGUAAUCCAAAUACAAGUGCUCGACCUCCAGAAAGCUUGCACUCUUCCACUGGUCAUGUUAACAAAGUAAAGUUAAUUAUUGAGGAUAUUAAGAGGGAAGAAACAGCUCUGCAAGAGGAUCUAUAUUCUGUGGAUAGAAAAUUCGUGGAGUAUUACAAUUUUUACAAGCUAAUUGACGUACCAAUGAGUAACUGCAUCAAUAGUGGCAUAAAGAAGAAUUUUAUCCUUGUCCUAGUUCAACUCUUUCUUCCUCAACCAUCACCUUCUUGCACCUACAACUUUGGAAAUGGUGUGAGUUUUGGGGAUGGAUUUGUCGAGAAUGUUGUUCUUUUGGAACCGACAGUGCAAGUUGAGAAAUUCUUCAGUAUUAUUAUUAUGUGGUGGGCUGUUGUGGCAUCGAUUUGGGUGGCAUACAAGAAUUCAACAAUGCUAUGGUGGUGUGAUUUGUGUUGUUUUGGUGGCGACAAUUCAGGUGGCGUUGAUUUGGGCUACUGUGGCCGAUGUCGAUUUCAGGUGGGUGUGACAAUGGAUUCCGGCAAAGAUGAAGAGAUGAGGAGAACCAUUAGGGCUCAAGGGGAAAUCGAGCAAAAAUCAAUUGCUUGUUAG